Molecule: messenger RNA, 936 nt
Organism: Drosophila montana
Lineage: Eukaryota; Metazoa; Arthropoda; Insecta; Diptera; Drosophilidae
Exons: 4
Coding region: 237-899 (220 amino acids)
Source: RefSeq, a predicted model, not a curated record
UACAGCACGCUUCCGGCGACUAAACACUCGCUCAUAGGCUGAUCUCAGUUGAGUCUGUUGAGGUCUCAGCUCCCCAUGACUACAACUGAGCAGCACCAAAAACACAAAGAACUGAGUGUACAGCAUUUAAGGCAGAGCAAACGCACAGAACGAAAUGAUUUUAAAGCUUCACUUGCAUAUAGGGCUGAUCAGUAAAGGUGUCCGAUUCAAGCCGAACAGUUCGCUCAGUCUGAAAUAUGGAACAUACUCGGCUGCCCUGCCAAGUACUAAUCAUUCUUAUUGGCUGCAAAUAUGCCAGCACGUUAUUAUAUCCGGCAUCAUCUUCCCUGGGGCUCACCUCAUCGGUUUCCGUGCCUAUUGCUGAGUUCUAUCCGGAACGUCGUAUACUGAUCGAUUGGUGUUUUGCCAUUUCCUACGACUUGCCCAGCGACUUGAGCUCAUUUUACAGCAUACCCAUAUGGCCGGGUUUUGCAAACUAUCAAACCAAGCGGGAACUACCUCGCAUUGGUAACAAUGAACUGAGCUUGUAUGCGAAAUAUGGUUACAAUGCAUUGACACAAACACAUCCUAAGGAUUUCUCAGCUGGUGAGCUUUAUGCGAGCAUUGAGGAUGCAUUCACAUCAUAUGGAUUCCAUGAGACCUGCCUAUUGCGCAGCGUUUGUGAACUGGCUAAGCAUCCGUUUGACGAUAUACAUCAGCACAUAUUAAUUGAAAUUUUGACGUUUAUAUUGAGUCCAACACAGCAUGACGGCUUUCUGGAAAGUGAGCAUGUCUAUAAGCUGGCCUACGAACAGGCAGAGCUUGAUGGAUUUCUUGGCAACGAUUGCGGCAAGCUCUAUGCGCAUUGCAAACACGAUAUCUUGAGACUUAUUAGCAAUGUCAUCUUUCACAAUGAUUAAAUACACUGAAUAAUCAGCACGUGAUGUAAACUGUAAA